Messenger RNA from Hirundo rustica (Barn swallow), 1005 nucleotides. It is a transcript of the gene SYCE2, whose product is annotated as synaptonemal complex central element protein 2. Bases 378 to 851 code for a protein of 157 amino acids. The transcript is spliced from 3 exons. The record is from RefSeq and is a predicted model, not a curated record. Gene Ontology annotation, biological process: synaptonemal complex assembly. Lineage: Eukaryota; Metazoa; Chordata; Aves; Passeriformes; Hirundinidae. Gene Ontology annotation, cellular component: central element.
UUUCUCACCGCUGCCUUUUACUGGCCAGCGAUUGGCCCGCGCAGGUGCCAAUCAUCGCCUGGGCUACCUUAAAGCUCCAAUCAGCAGUUCAGAGGUGUAAAAGGGCGGGCGCUGAUUGGGCGGCGGGAGUGCCCGCCCAGCAGACCCCUGUGAGGGCGGUGUCGUGAGGGGCGGUCGAGACGUCCCGGGUAUGGCUCCCCGCGACCCCAACCCACCCCCGGCCCUCUGGCCCGAGUGGGGCUUAGUGUCCCCAACCUGCCCCCGGGACCCUCGCCUGGGUCGAGCCUUGCACUCCCAGCCUGGAGCACGGGCAGUUCCAGCCCCAUCCCAGCGGCCCCAACUCAGGGGUCCUUCCCUUGCAGACCCCCGCUGCCUGGAUGUCGCUGGAGGAGCCUGAGGGUCCCGAGCCGGAGGCGGCGGCGGGCGACCGCCCCUUCCCGGGGGGACUGGGUGGGGAUGAGCCCCCCGGCAAGGGCCCGGACAGGCCGUGCCCGGAGCCGGCGCUGGGUCCCUGCUCGUCCAUGUACUUCGCGUCGCUGGACGCCACAGUGGAGGGCCUGCAGCAGCAGGUGCAGGACGUCUUCAGCCGCAUCAACGACGGCCGCAAGGAAGACCACAGGGUGCUGAGCGGCUUCAGGGACAGCCUCCUGCAGAAGGUCUCGGAGCUGGCGGAGCAGCUGGAGGAGAGGCUCUUCCACAUCUACGGCUUCCACAACGAGCUAAUCCAGGAGCGGCUGCAGGCUCUGACCGAGGUGAUGGAGAGCGUGGAGGAGGUGCAGGCGGAGCUGCGCCACAUCUGCUGCACUGUGGAGGCGGCUUAUCGGGACCUCUGCCUGCAGCCCGAGGCCUGAGGGCACCCCCAAACCUGAGCGGGACCCCCCGCAGCCCCCCCCAAACCCACAGGACCGCACGGUUGUGCCAGGCCAAAGGGGGAUUUUGGCCCCAAAGGGCUUUUCUGUAGCUGUUGCUGUUGGUUGUUGGAACAAAUAAAGGGCUGAAGCCGAC